Molecule: messenger RNA, 1121 nt
Organism: Mya arenaria
Lineage: Eukaryota; Metazoa; Mollusca; Bivalvia; Myida; Myidae
Product: aminoacyl tRNA synthase complex-interacting multifunctional protein 2-like
Exons: 4
Coding region: 80-853 (257 amino acids)
Cellular component (GO): aminoacyl-tRNA synthetase multienzyme complex
Source: RefSeq, a predicted model, not a curated record
CAAGCGCCUAGAAAUCUCAGAUCGUUUUAGGUUGGUAGGCCGGUUUUGUCUUUAUUUGGCCCAUUUUAAUGAGUUCAACAUGUUUACAGUGAAGCCAUUUUACGAACCGCAAAGAAAAGUUGAACUGCCAGAUGUAAUGUACAAAGUUAAGAACUUUCACGAGGAAACAUCCAGCAACUCUGCAGACAUUUCCAGUAUGGACCCUGUGUUGGCUUUGGAGAUGAGACAGGAGAAAAUCCUGACGCGGCUGGGAGAACUCCGCCAGACCCUGGACCAGCUUAAGUCACGUUAUGCCGUCACUGACACCACACCCCCACCCAGCAAGCCUGGAAAGGCCACCAAAGUUGCUGCUGCUGUUAAAUCAACGUCUGCUGUGGCUAUUAAAAGUCCAAUUGGCAAAGGCAUCCAUGAUAUAGUGAUCUACGCUGACCCAGCCAGGCCUCCACUGGCGUUGUUUGUACUGUUUGAGAUGUUGAAGCAGAAGUACACAGUCCUGGCGACAUCUUACACCCACUCCUCCUUGACUGGUAUUGACCUGCGCUUCUCUGAUGUCAUACGCAGCGGUUCUCAAGUCACUCGUGGUAACCACCAGCUCGCCCUCUCAGUUGUAUGGAAGAAAGUGGAGAAUGGUCCUGAACUUAUGGUAUCUCCGGCAAAGCAGUCUGUGAUUACAGGGGAGGUUAAUAUUGCCCGCUAUCUCAACAGGCUCAUCUCCCCUGACUUUGACACUUCUGAUAUCACCAUGGCAACCAUGGCUGACGAAUGGCUUGACAACACUGAUCUUCAACUGAUGAAUGGCAACUCGAAACAAAGGAACGCCUUUGUGAAAAAUUUAAACAAUACUUUAAAGUAGUCACAAUGGGUGAUAGGGAACACGUUCUCAGUAGUGGAUGCUGUUGUAUGGUCAGCUCUAAUCAAUACUGACCUGGCUGUGACGGCUCCUGAGAACGUCCAGAAAUGGGGACAGAGGCUCGCCUCUCUACCGGCGUUCAAACCUGUGAAUUCUCUAGUAUGAACUAUUGUUAGUGCUUCUAAUAUUUUGAAUUUAAAAAAAAAAUGAACUAGAAGUUUGCAAUUAAAUAAACAUACCACAUAAAUUAUGUGGUAUUGAGUGGCUGAUA